Anopheles bellator is the source of this 1176-nucleotide messenger RNA. RefSeq lists its product as uncharacterized. The record is from RefSeq and is a predicted model, not a curated record. NCBI's taxonomy places the organism in Eukaryota, Metazoa, Arthropoda, Insecta, Diptera, Culicidae. The transcript is spliced from 5 exons. The coding region runs from base 1 to 1176 and encodes 391 amino acids.
AUGGACGAUGCUCCACCGCGGAAGAGUUCGCUGAGCAUUGACCGGGCCGCGUUUCUGCUGCUGCGCGUCAAGAAGGCCUUCAAGAAAAAGCGACAGCAGCGGAAAGACAAACUGACCCUGCAAAAUGUCGGCGAACCCGUCGGUGGAGCUCGGCCCGUUUGCGGCAGCCGCGCCUUGGAGAAGCGGGCACGGCUCUCGCGCUCCCUCACCCUGCCCCUGUUCAACUUCCCCGGCGCCGGAGCAUUCAGCAAGCCGCAACCACCGGAAAACACUCCCUUCAAGGCAUCCUCCAAUAACUUCCUGUAUGAGUCGAAGCUCGCCACUAGCACCACCCCGAUCAGUAGCAGCCCGAAAAUCCUACUAACGGCCGACGACAACACGUUCGACUACCGGAGGAAGUCGUCCGGCGGCAGCAGCAUCUUCGCCGCCGGAAGCUCCGUCCUCGGACCGUCGGAACCGCACAUCUACGAGUUCGACGAAAAACGGUCCAGCGGCGAUGGUUCGGUUGUUAUCAGUAUCACCUCGCCCGGGACGUAUCCACCGAUACCGACGUCGAAAUCCUUUGGCCUUUCGUCGUUAAAUUUUGUCAAUUUCAAUAAUGUAGCCAACAGCGGAACACCGUCCACGGUCGGUGGUGGCUUUUUCGGCAGUCCCGGGAAUAGUUGUAACCUGGCGAGCAGCGCGGGAUUGGCCGGAAGUAGUGGAUACGGCGGUGCCGGAGCCGGUGCGAAACGCGGAAGUGACGUGAGCGUUACCGGUGGGUCGGCGCAACUGAUAAGCAACAGCACAAACAGUGCCAUCUACCGGCUGGCCCGUAUUAUCAACCAGACAACGAAAACCAAUAGCAACUGUCUGCAGCACUCGGUCAACGAUGACAGUGCUCGCCGGCUGUCCUGGGAAAGGCGUGAUAAAACCAACAAACCGAUACCGCGCUCGUCCAGCAUCGACUCGAUGGUCGAUGCGGUAUGGAGCGAAUUCCCACCGAGCACCCCGGGAAGCGCCCGGAACUCCGUCUCCACCCAGCCCCCGUCGAAUCUCAACAUCUUCCUCGGGUCGACACGCCGCGAGAGCAUGCUCAGCCCGUCGUCCAACAGGCGGACGAAGCAACAACGUGGCAUAUUCGGUGAGUACAACUUUUCUGCGUGUGAAUCCUGCUGGGGUGUCUGCCGGAUGUAA